This is a messenger RNA of Radiomyces spectabilis, 478 nucleotides long. RefSeq names its product Tim10/DDP family zinc finger-domain-containing protein. Gene Ontology annotation, biological process: protein insertion into mitochondrial inner membrane. The transcript is spliced from 2 exons. NCBI's taxonomy places the organism in Eukaryota, Fungi, Mucoromycota, Mucoromycetes, Mucorales, Radiomycetaceae. Gene Ontology annotation, cellular component: mitochondrial inner membrane. The record is from RefSeq and is a predicted model, not a curated record. Bases 41 to 304 code for a protein of 87 amino acids.
UGUUGGAUUAUCGUCACUUUGCCUUUCAUUCAUCAACAAUAUGUCUUACUUUGGUGCCAACAUGCAACAGCAAGCGGUGAAUCCGCAAAACAUUGCCAUGGCUGAACAGGAACUCGAAAUGGUCACUGAUUUGUUCAACCGUAUUGCCGAUUCGUGCUACAGCAAAUGCAUCAGCAAGGACUACGAGACUGGUGACCUUACUCAAGGCGAAGCUGUCUGCAUUGAUCGCUGCGUUGCCAAGUUCAUCGACGUCAACACCAAGGUCGGCGAGAAGAUGCAACAAAUGGGACAACAACCUCAAUAGAAUACCCCAUUGUAUUUUCACUUCCCCUUUUUUUUCUUCUUCCUUCUUUUUUCUUUCCUCAACCGUUUACUGUGAAUCUUGCACCUAUCAUUCACCUGUCGAGUUUAUGUAAAAAUACACCAUGCGAAUAGAUGUUUUAUGUGUUUUUUCUGAUAGACAAAUAUUUUGACCAUA